UCUCACCUUCUUUCUUUAGUCCAAGUGCUGGAGCACGUUUGAGUGACCAUGGAGUGCGUUUGCUGUCAUGUAGUUCAGCGUUAACACGGCGUGAAGAGUACAAGAGGGGGGACUUGUGUGUUUUUUUUCCCCCAGGAUAUCCAAGACGGCGAGCCAUGGCCGCACAGGAGGAAGCCGAGCUCUCGCACAGUAAAAGCAGGCACCAGGACGGAGCUGGGAGUGUAAACAGCUCGGAGGGCUUCAGGAACGGCUAUGUGAAGAGCUGCGUCACCCCCCUCAAACAGGACCCCCACAGGGGGGUUUUAUUCACCCUCUGCAGCUUUUGCAACGAAGACGUGUUCAAUUCAAAACUACUGAAGGUUCCAGCCCUCUACGUGGGCGCGUUGGUGAUUUUCGCCGCGUCCCUGCUGCUUUCCAAGACCUCGCAAAGUGACUCUCUGUGGGAUUUGCGGACUUUCCUGUCGGGCUUCUCGCAGUCCGUCAGCCCGCUGUUCAGCAUAGGAUGUGCCUUCUUCUUCCUCACGUUCUACCUGCGGAGGGAGCAGCGGCAGAGCGGCCGUUGCUGGCUGCUGUCGCUGCCGGCGUCCUGCUACCUGGGGGAUUUUGUGGUGCUGCGGUUCCUGCAGUGGGGAGGAGGAGAGGACCAGCAGCAGAUGCAGAUGCAGAUGGUGGGCAGGUUGCUGUUCGUGCUGGGCUGCGUGGGUCUGCUCACGCUCCUGCCGGCGCUCAGACUGAAGCACAGCGUGCUGGUGCUGCUGUUCGCCAGCGCCGUGUGGCUGCUGUCGUUCACCAGUCUGAGCGCUCUCCCCGCCGGGCUCAGACCUCUCUUCGCCGGCUUUGCCGGGGUCUCCGGCUCCCUGCUGGGGCUCGGGUUUGACCACUACCACCCGAGGAGGAGGGAAGAGCCGAGCGGGGUGUCCGGCAGCGGGGAGGAGAAGGUGCCCGUGAUCAGACCCCGGAGACGCUCCAGCUGCGUCUCUCUGGGGGAAACCUCCACCAGCUAUUAUGGCAGUUGUAAAAUGCCCCGCAGACCUUCGCUGCCCUGCAUAUCUAGAGAGCAGAUGAUCUUAUGGGACUGGGAUCUGAAACACUGGUACAAGCCACAGUAUCAGGGUGCGGUGAGUGGCAGCGGCGUGGAUCUCUCGGUCAUCAACGAGGCCAGGAAUGUGGUGUCAGACCUGCUGAUGGACUCGUCUCUGUGUCCGAACACCGUCACAGCUCUGCGCAGCGUCUCCAGCCUCUUGGGGACAUUUUCGGGUUCGUGCCGGCCCAGGGUCAAUCCCUUCACCCCUUUCCCAGGUUUCUACCCCAUAGAGGUGGAGGACUCUGUGGAGAGGAGUGACAGGAAAAGCAUAAAGGGUUUGAGCAGCAGAAACAGCCUCCCUACCCCUCAGCCCAGGCGGAGCUCUACCUCCUCCACACCCUCUGCAUUCCCUCCGCUGGACUCCUCCUCUUCACGCUGGGAGCGUAGCAACGGGAAGAGACCGCACUCUGACCUCAGCUCGAGCAGUUCUGGUCUAUCCAACGGACCCAAUCCAAACCUGCUCACGAUUCCCAAGCAGAGAUCUUCCUCUGUGACCCUCACGUACCAUGCUGGGCCUAGGAGAGCAGGCACAUCCCCCAGCCUGAGCCCCGUCACCUCACCAAGCCACAGUCCUCUGGUUGUUGGCACGGGUUCCUCAUCAUCGCUUGUCACUCGGUCGCCUGUGGAGUUCCCAGACACGGCGGACUUCCUGACUAAGCCGAGUGUCAAUCUGAACCUGCACAAGCCCUUGGGUUACACAGUCAGCUCCACCGAUUUUCAGCAGACCUUCCGCAGCUCUACCUUCCCUCUCUGCAACAGCUGUGGUCGUCAGAUGUUCAAAGGAGUUUCCAGCAGUGACACAGUGGAGUCUCAUCAACAGUUUACCAGCGAGGCUCAACGAAGGCGCUCAACAGGUGAAGGGCUGGAGUUCCCAGGGGAGUCUUUCAUCAGGGAGGAGAGCACAGAGUUGGAUAUGUCUGAAGAAGGGAGGCCAGCUGCUGGAGGAGACCAGGGGUUGUCAGAGGAGGAGGAGAAGAAGAAGAGCCCGAGCACAGACCAGCAGACGCCCAAAUCAGGGGAUGAGCAGGAGUUCCGGGUAGAUUCCAUGCUGGAGGACCACGAGGCUCUAAUGGAGAGAAUGAACACCUGGAACUUCCAGAUCUUUGACCUGGUGGACGUAACCGGAGGGAAGACCGGAAGGAUCCUCAGCUGUGUCACAUACACACUUUUCCAAGAUAUGUGUCUUUUUGAAAUAUUCAAGAUCCCCGUGAGGGAGUUCAUGUCAUACUUCCAUGCUUUGGAAAGUGGAUACAGAGACAUUCCCUAUCAUAACCGGGUCCAUGCUACUGAUGUUCUCCAUGCUGUUUGGUACCUGACCACUCAACCAAUCCCUGGGUUCCAGCAGAUCCACAGUGAGCAUGUAACGGGGAGUGACACAGAUUCAGAUAGUGGAAUCUCUCCAGGCAGGAUAUCCUACGCCUCCUCCAAGAGUUCCUCAAUUUCUGAUGACAGCUAUGGCUGCUUGGCCUGGAACAUACCUGCCUUGGAGCUCAUGGCCCUUUAUGUAGCAGCUGCAAUGCACGACUAUGACCACCCCGGUCGCACAAAUGCCUUUCUAGUAGCCACUAAUGCACCUCAGGCGGUGCUGUACAACGACCGCUCAGUGCUGGAGAAUCACCACGCUGCAUCCGCCUGGAGCCUCUACCUAUCUCAGCCCGAGUACAACUUCCUGGCGAACCUAGAUCACGUGGAAUUCAAGCGUUUUCGCUUCCUCGUCAUUGAGGCAAUACUGGCCACAGACCUCAAGAAGCACUUUGACUUUCUGGCUGAAUUUAAUUCAAAGGUGAAUGAUGUGAAUAGUCCAGGAAUUGAUUGGACCAACGAGAACGACAGGCUCCUGGUGUGUCAAGUGUGUAUCAAGCUGGCAGAUAUAAAUGGACCGGCCAAAGUCCGAGACCUGCACCUCAAGUGGACGGAGGGCAUCGUCAAUGAGUUUUAUGAGCAGGGAGAUGAAGAAGCGAGGCUGGGCUUACCCGUCAGCCCCUUCAUGGACCGCUCCUCCCCGCAGCUGGCCAAGCUACAAGAGUCCUUCAUCACUCAUAUUGUCGGACCGCUGUGUAAUUCCUACGAUGCUGCUGGCCUGCUCCCUGGCUUCUGGAUUAACGGAACAAGAUCAGAUGAAGAUGAUGACGAGGGACAGGUGGACAUAGACACAGAUGAAGAGGAAGAUGAGGAAGAUGAGCUAGAGGAUGAGAUGACCCCAGGGAGGACAAAAAAUCGCCGCAGGUUGUUCUGCUGCAUCAUGCAGCACCUGACGGAGAACCACAAGGUUUGGAAGAAGAUCAUAGAGGAGGAAGACAAGAGCAAAGAGCUCGGCAAACAGCAGAAGCAGCAGCAAGACAUUUUGCCCACCUCCCCGUCAGAUGACAUCCAGGUCAUCCAGGAGGAAGAGGAGGGAGAGGAGCGUCAGUAGCAGGAGGACAAAAGAAGGAAAAAAUGAAAAGGAGAAGCUGUGUAUGGACACGAGUCCGUCGACCGCCUGCCUUUCAUUGACAUUAAAGACAGACAAGUUGAUAAAUGCACUUGAAACACACUUUGGUCCUUCACAACACACACACACACACACACACACACACACACACACACACACACACACACACACACGUAUUGAAAGAUUCACUGUGCAGACAUUUAGAUGCUUCAUCAGUCAUUGUAUGUGGAGAAACAAAAAGGCCUUACUACUGUGAGCGGAUCCUUACUGCAACGGUGGGGGCCCAACCCCUAUGCACUUUUACCCCAUGGAGAGUGCACCCAGAAAAAAAAAGAAAGCACCAGAACUGAGAAGAAAGGUGCACGAGAAGAGUGUGGACGGACGGGGGUCCAGCAUUGACUUGCCCUCCAUGGUAGCCUGGCUGUGAUGCUGCCUUGAAUACAAAGCGCUUGAUUCUUAACACCUCCCUAAGGUACAGAACUAUUCCUGUAUAUCUGAACAUGAAAGGUGGAGGAAAAAUACCGACGCCGGCGGCAUCAUGAAGUGAUUUGAUACCCUUUACCAAAGUGAACUGUUCAUUCUCGGAAAGACACGAGACUGAAGCGGUUUCAGCCUCAAUGUCAGGUAUAUUUUUAAAUUAUAUAUAUGUAUAUAUUUAAAUAUAUGUACAUAUAUAUGAUGUGCCUGUCUGAACCUUUACUAAGUCCGUAUUGGCCCAGAGCCUUGGCUUGUGUAGUUCUCUCUCCUUGCUGGCGACACGAAACACUGUAUCAGACUCAGUCACAGAGACAUUGUUGACAUGUUGACUGAUAAUUAUCAUCAUAUCUGCAUCAUUUUUGAUGCUUUUAUUCAUGUGUACCACCUCUCUCUCUCUCUCUCUCUCUCUCUCUCUUAUUUUUCUUUAACUCUGUUCUGUGGGUGUGUGGAUAUUUCUGGCAGGAAUGUGAUGGAGAGAAUGGGCAGAGAGAAAGAGAGCACAUUAUUUUUAAUUAUUUUAGUAUGUAAUUUGUGUGUGUUUGUGUGUCCUUUUUUUUUCUUUUUUUUUAAAUAAUUUUUGGUUUUAAAUCAGCGAGAUGUUCCUAUAUUGUUAAACAUUAAGAUCAGGAGUGCUGAUUCAGUGAAUGGAUUCUUCAUGUUCCUUUUUAAUUACAAGUAUUUUUUUAAAGGUUACUCAGGAUUCACGCAAGAGUUUAAUAAUUAUUUUGCAAGAACUUAUGUCAUUAAUAUGAAAAAACACACAAAACUGAGAAAAUUAAAAUUUUGGGUGACCGACGUAGUUUGUAAUCUCUUAAUGAACAACUUGACUACAAGCAAAUUCAAGCAAUUUAAAUCCUCUGUGGCAGAGGAGCAUACAGUAUGUGCUGUCUCUUGGCCGUUUGUACACUGUUUGCAUAACCUCUUUACAACCUCACUGGAGAAAAGGUUAUCUUGAUUGUCGGCAGACUGCAAAUGUCUCUCCUGCAGCAACGCAACACAAACAGUUUUGCAGUUCUAUAGCAGUAUAUGAGUCUUGUUUUUCUUUAUUUUUUUUAAGCAACUGUACAAAGUCUAAAUGUGUGUUUUGGGUUAGUUGGCAGAAACUGAUGUUAAGACAAACUAAAUGCACUUCUGAUUUACUUUUCCCUUAUUAUUUUAUUUUAUUUUUUUAAGAUUUUUUUCUGAAUACACAAACCGGCCAGUUUGUAAAGAAGGGAUGCAGGGUUUCAUGUCACUUUUGUUUUGUUUUUCUCUAGCUAUAUAUUUUAUGAGGUGCCACGAGGCAGACUAAAAACGAUUAAUUCCCUCAUUUAUGUCUCAAAACAACUCUUGGCAUUCCACUAGAAUAAGACGUUUUAUCGAAGGGAAGGCAGAAUUGCUGCCUAGCUCCUUUAUCAGCUUAUUGAAAUCACAAUCACUGCAGAAAAUGUUAAAUAAGCAGUGUAAAUUGACAUUAUAAUAUUUAAAGAUAAAAAAAAAAUAGGUACAGAUGUGCACAUUUUAAUACCAAACAAGUGUUUAGCCACUGUACAAAAGAGAACAUGCAUAUAAAUAUAUAUAUUUUUGAAUAAUCAAAUGAAUGCAUUUGUUUUCUACACACAGCUGACACAUUGUACAUCCUGUAAUUGCCUUUGUGUUUCCAGAGUGUUUUAUCUCUUUCCAGAUGUGGAACUUGUGGGGGCUUUUUAGUUAGAUUUUCCGAUUUUGUUUUCAGCCUCUGCGCGUUCCGUGUCAUAACCACUCUCAUCUCCACUACCAACUCUCUCUGUCGCUGUUGUAUGACUCCACCCGGCUAGUGCCACACGUUACCUACACAUAGUACCUUGCUGGCUGCGGCGUGCCCAUAGGCAGCAUUUCUCCAGGCUCCAGUACUGUUUGUGUGAGAGCAGCGCUUGAGUCAAAUCCUGCACGGGGAUCAAAGUGGCAGUGGCGGUAGCGAGACUCAGAGUUGGACUCAGGUUAGAGCCUUAACCAUUCUGACUAAUCCCUCAUCAGUUUUUUUUUUUUUUUUUUCUCCCUUUCACAUGGACCCAAGCUGGAUCAUAAAUCCUUGGUAGCUCCAGACCUGACAUAUUCUGGCUCAUUAAGUUGUAAAUGUUUGUUGGCUUCUCACUGUUCAGUCUUUCAAACCACAGUGUCCUCCGAUGAUUGUGCCAUAAAUACGUCUAUGAAUGGUUGUUACCCUUAUGUAGCAUCAAUGUACGUAUGCUUGUCUAAUGUAACCAUUCACCCUUAUCUACAUUGUGGGGACAACAGAUAUUUGUUGUUAUUUAUAGCUGUCAUAAAACACCAUCCCUAAAGUA
Molecule: messenger RNA, 6295 nt
Organism: Cololabis saira (Pacific saury)
Lineage: Eukaryota; Metazoa; Chordata; Actinopteri; Beloniformes; Belonidae
Gene: pde3b
Product: phosphodiesterase 3B
Exons: 16
Coding region: 156-3497 (1113 amino acids)
Biological process (GO): signal transduction
Cellular component (GO): membrane
Molecular function (GO): 3',5'-cyclic-AMP phosphodiesterase activity; protein kinase B binding
Source: RefSeq, a predicted model, not a curated record